AACACUUGAAAGCAGCACCGUUGCAACAAGAAAACUAGUCGAGGCAGCAGUUUUAAAAUUGGAUCGCAGCCGUUUUCCGGGCUGAGGAUCUCCUUCAGUCAGAUUUCAUCACAGGACGGGCAGAACGAGCUUUUCCUAACAAUGCGUCUAAAAGUUGUUUCCUGACGUCACAAAACGUUUUUGAGCUGACGGAAGCGCUGAGGAAUGCCUGGAAAAGAGCGGACUCGGUCCCACCAGGAGUUGUUUGAUGAUGAGGAGGGGGAGGAAGAUGACCCUCAGUCCAAGAACUUUUUAGAUGAUAUUGAUGAAGAGCUGGAGCCUGAUGGGAAGCACAAUGGCAGCAUCUCAGCAGAGGAUGCCAGGGGGAGCACUCCACAGAGGAGAUUCAGUAAAACGUGUGUGAAAAAUGUCUUCACUGUGCUGCUCAUCUUCAUCUACCUGCUGCUGACCGCCGUGGCCGCCUUCCUGGCCUACCAGACCAUCUCUGACUUCAUGGUGAAACUCAGCCAGCCUGUCAUGUCUGUCACCUACAAGGAGUUUGACUCCUUUUCACCCCCAGGCAUUGCUCUGUUCCCGGGGAAGGCUCAGCUUCUGAGCUGCAAACAUCACCACCACGACUACAUCCCACCUUUAGUGCAGCCAGGCAAGCCUCAGGAGGGGCACUGUGAGAUCAUCCAUGUCACUUACUUUGGUCCAUUCACAAAUGAAACAGAAAAACACGCUUUGGUGGUCCGUGGCCCCGGGGAUGUCAGAAACAAGGAGCUGAUCUUCAUGCAGUUCAGUCAGAAUGAAACAGAGGAGGACUUCAGUGCUAUUACCUACAUGCUUUUUGCUAAGUUCAGCGAUUUGACGGACAGUGCAAAUAAGACAGAGUUUAUGAGGGCCUGUGAGAGGAAUUACUCCAUUUGGACCUUCUCUGGGGGUUUCAGAACCUGGGUCAAAAUGUCUCUAGUGAGGACAUCAGGGAAAAUCAAUGACGCUGUUGAGUUUCGCCAAGAGUCCUCUGUGGUGAAAUUCAAUGACAAAAGGCCCGUGUCAGAACAAACCAACGAGCUCUUCUUUGUUGUGUUUGAGUGGCGGGAUGCUUACAUACAGGAAAUCAGACUGGUGGUGACUGCCAAUCCCUGGAGCUCCUUAGCUAUACUCUGUGGUGUGUUCAUGGCUCUCUUCAAAGCUGCAAAUUUUGCAAAGCUCACCAUCACAUGGAUUAUUAGGAUGCGUAAGAGACAUCUGAGGAAUAAAGUAAAAGAACUGAGACCAAUAACCUAAAACACAAAGCAGAGAGCAGCAGGAUCCGAGCCCAACCAGGUCCAGCUGACUGGUUCUGUUCACACAAAUACAUUUCGUCUUGUUUUUAUGUACAUUUCACUCUAACUGAAACAGUUUGUAAUGAGAAUACAUUUGGUUCAUUUAAACAACAGCCAUUUUUGUUUGGUACAGUUAAAGGUACAAUAUGUAAGAAUGAGGUAAGAAUGACAUCUUGUGUUCAAAUUUGGUUACUGCAGCCCAUUUUUUGUAAGCAAUAUGUUACUUUUUCACCACCGUUCCAUGAGUUUCAUGGCUGUUGCCUGUUACAAAUCAAUGCCACAAAAUUCUUGAUGACAAACGAAGUCCUGGCAGUGGCAGUUACUGCUAGAACUCUUGGGUGUUUUAAGGUGGGGAGCACUUACUACACUUAUUAUGGUAACAUACCUCUGGAAUCAGCGAAAUGCGCUUGUUUGCUGUAUUACUGUUAUAGUUAUGAAUGAUAAAUGACCCGCACUUGUAUAGCGCUUUUCCGAGUCAGAGGACUCCAAAGCACUUUACACAAGAAAGAAAGAAAGAAAGAAAGAAAGAAAGAAAGAAAGAAAGAAAGAAAGAAAGAAAGAAAGAAAGAAAGAAAGAAAGAAAAUGAUCUUUUAUAUAGCAUCUCUCAAAAGGCGCUUCACAAAAAAUAAUUUAAGUAUAAGAAAGAUUUCUAAAAUUAUUAAAACUAUGUUUAAAAUAAGAAAAAAUAAAAAUUGUGAAUAAAAAAAUGUAAGAAAACGGAGAGAGAAAACGAAUGGGAAAGAGGGAAAUCAAUGGAUCCCAGGAAAGACGGAAUAAAAACAGAAUAAGGAGAGGGUGAUGAAGGUCACGCAAAAGCCAUCCUGAACAGGUGAGUUUUCGGCAGCUUUUUAAAGGAGACCACUGAGCCCACUGAUAGGGGGAGGGAGUUCCAGAGUCUGGGGUCUACAGCAGCAAAUGAUCUGUCACCUUUGGUCUGUAGCCCGGUGCGCUGCACAACCAGCUUUGGUCACUGGACCUCAGGGACCUGCUGGGGGUGUAGGGACUGAGAAGGGAAUCACUGUGAUAUACUCAUUAUUCACUUCACACAUACAUUUCAUUGUAAUGUUGAGUUGUUGGUAAUUGAAAAAGGAGCUUGAGAUAUUUUUAGAGCAGACUGCUUGCUUCAGAUUCACUGGUAGCAUUGUUAGCUCAAUGUUAGCCUCUAGCCUUCUUCACCAGAUAUUAAGAAUAAAACAAAAAGAUGACGUAGCUUCUAAGGGGUACAAGAAAUAACUUCUGGGUCGCUGUUUUUUACUGCCAUCGGUUCUUUUGCCUGCCGGUGUCGAAUAACAAAUGCCACCGCUGCAGCGUUAGUUGGCACAGACUUGGCGACCCUGUGGGCUCACAGAUUGUAAACAUCAACUACAUCCCUCUUUUGUUUUUGUUUUUUUAAAGGAGAAAAACUGACAACCUCUCCAACUGGCUGAGAGGGAAAUCUGUUUCAAUGUUACCUUCCUUUCAACAUGAUAGACAUUAGACUGUUUUCUGAUUAUUUCACUAUAGAAUUCUUACAUAUUGCACCUUUAACAAAGAGAAUGUUCUUUCAAGUUACUUUCUAACAUUCUAACAUUCCUGGGAAAAAUGUUGCACACAAGUAAAAUAAUGAAAAACAAAACACUUUUAAAACUAUUUUUAUGUAAAACUGUGAAAAUGUGGCCUUUAAAGGGAACUAGGUUUUAAACAUGGCCUUGUUUUCAUAAUACCAAGUAAGGGAAUGAAUGUUAAAAUAAAUCGUGUGUUUAUGGACAUUUUAAAAUUAAAUAUUACCAGUCUUUUAACAA
This is a messenger RNA of Nothobranchius furzeri (turquoise killifish), 3089 nucleotides long. It is a transcript of the gene pacc1, whose product is annotated as proton activated chloride channel 1. Lineage: Eukaryota; Metazoa; Chordata; Actinopteri; Cyprinodontiformes; Nothobranchiidae. The record is from RefSeq and is a predicted model, not a curated record.